This is a messenger RNA of Sphaerodactylus townsendi, 1288 nucleotides long. It is a transcript of the gene AP1S3, whose product is annotated as adaptor related protein complex 1 subunit sigma 3. The transcript has 5 exons. Gene Ontology annotation, biological process: vesicle-mediated transport; intracellular protein transport. Gene Ontology annotation, molecular function: clathrin-cargo adaptor activity. Lineage: Eukaryota; Metazoa; Chordata; Lepidosauria; Squamata; Sphaerodactylidae. The coding region runs from base 99 to 563 and encodes 154 amino acids. The record is from RefSeq and is a predicted model, not a curated record. Gene Ontology annotation, cellular component: AP-1 adaptor complex; membrane coat; intracellular membrane-bounded organelle.
UGCGAGGCUGGGAGUUCACCUGUCGCGGCGGGGGGGCGGGGGGAGCCUGCACAGGGCGGGGGGUCGGAGCCUCCCGGGGAAGCGGGGCCGCGGCAGCCAUGAUACACUUUGUACUCCUCUUCAGCAGACAAGGGAAAUUAAGACUUCAGAAGUGGUUUAUUACAUUGCCUGAAAAAGAAAAGAAAAAGAUCACCCGAGAAAUUGUGCAGAUUAUUCUGGCUCGCAAUCCCAAAAUGAGCAGUUUUGUUGACUGGAAAGACCUCAAACUUGUUUACAAAAGGUAUGCUAGUUUAUAUUUCUGCUGUGGAACGGAAGACCAGGAUAAUGAGCUUCUGACCCUAGAAGUUGUCCAUCGUUAUGUAGAGUUGUUGGACAGAUAUUUUGGCAAUGUUUGCGAACUGGAUAUUAUCUUCAAUUUUGAAAAGGCGUACUUUAUUCUUGAUGAGUUUCUAAUGGGAGGAGAAAUUCAAGAAACUUCUAAAAAAUCUGCUGUAAAAGCCAUAGAGGAUGCAGACAUGUUACAAGAGACAAUGGAAGAAUAUAUGAGCAAGCCUGCCUUUUAACUAGAACCCCCAUAGACAGAAAAAGAUGCUGCAUACAAUGUACAUAUAGAGGUUGCUGUUUCUAGGUGCCAGAUUACUUGAGCAAUGCAAAAACCUCAUACCCUUGCAAGAGAAGACGAAGGUCAGCUGCAGUAGCACAUCUAACAGUGUGCAUGUGUUACACUUCUAGAGGUUUCUUAUAAUCUAAUCUUUCUGGCUGUCUAGACUGAAUGUUUGUCAUUAUGACAUUUCUUAGCUACCUGCUUUUUCAUUCUAAGAAAUUGAAGGAUAUAUUUAUAUGAGGUUUGGGUCAAUUUCUGACAAAUUCAGUAUAAUUUUGUAAAAAAAAGCCAUUUAUUUUCACUGUGAUCAUUUUUCUGAACUAAUAAUAAUGAUUUUGCAAAAAAAAAAUUGAGUUGUUGAUGAUUUUUGAUUUUAAGCUUGCUUUGAGUGUGGUUUAGUAUUCCAUGCACUUAACCUAUGUUUACCUGUUAUAUCAAGGGCAGUAAAGUACUAUAGUUCUAAAACACACAUGUAGACUCAAACACAUACACAUAUUGAGUAAAUUUGGACUGAGUUUUUCACUAUGUACUUUGCUAAAUCAUCUAACCGAGUAUUUUAACACAUACAGUGGGGGAAAUCGAGUUCUGUUCCAAAAAAAUCUGCCUUUGAUUUUCUACAGAGAUGGGAGAAGUUACCCCUACUGAAUAUCUCUGUAUCACUUUUUUGUUUUGCCCUCGGGGAUG